Trypanosoma brucei brucei TREU927 is the source of this 1041-nucleotide messenger RNA. RefSeq lists its product as hypothetical. The transcript has a single exon. The coding region runs from base 1 to 1041 and encodes 346 amino acids. Lineage: Eukaryota; Euglenozoa; Kinetoplastea; Trypanosomatida; Trypanosomatidae. The record is from RefSeq and is a predicted model, not a curated record. Gene Ontology annotation, molecular function: protein binding.
AUGAGACAAGGACGCGUGCGUACCGAAUCCACCGUGCAACGCUUCGCCAAAACGCCUAUUGGUGAAGGGUUUGACUUAUGGGAUCGGGACUAUCUUUUAGGUGCAAUGCGUUUGUUCCUCUUUAAAGCAGAAACGGCACCUCCGUUUCAGGUUGGGCCUUGCAUGGAUGCAACAGGUGAGAUUUUGGUGCAGUUGGAAGAGUUGGAGGAUGCCCGUGAGCAGUUCUCCAUUGCAGCUGAGAAAUAUCUUAUUACUCAACAACAACAACUGGCAAAAAUAAUGGAAAUUAAAGCAUUGGAGUGUGAACGUGGUCCUCAGGCGGCUCUGGAGGAAUUAACAGCGUUUUUAAAAAAGGAAACCGCUUCUACCAAUGCCACCGCUGUGCCUGCACCAAUAACACGUGCAUAUGCGUACCAAGCGGAGUUGUUACUGAAAACUGCAACUCCAGAAACGCCAGAAUUGUUUACUGAAGCGGUUGAAACGGCUAAGUUGGCAUGCAACCACGCAUGGGACCGUGUUCAUAUGGGUUAUGUUGUGUUGGGUGAUGCCCUCAAGGCCUCCGGUUGCCCUGAUGAAGCACGGAAAGCAUAUAGUGAGGCAUUUGAAACUAACCGCAACUGCAUCACUGCUUUAGAGCGUCAUAUAGAGGUUUUGAAGGAAUACAUCGCUGAGAGUAAUGAUGAUAUGCGAAUUGAGGCGUUACGUAAGGAGCUCCUUCCGCUUUUGGAGAGUGCGAUUUCGCUCCACCCGCGCCCGACACUGAUCCGCGAGAAGGCGUUUUUGUUGAGUGAAACGUUGGGUGAUGCGGCGGCGCUGGAAUUUCUCGAUCCACUUAUUUGCAACCCACCACCGGAGGAGGCGGAUGCGGCCGGUAAUGUCGGGGGUCGGACCGUUGCAACACUUUUGAAAGCAAAAGCUGCCAUACUUGCGGAUGGCGGAAAAAUGCAAGAGGCGUUAGAAGUGGCAGAAGCCGCCCUUAAGGAAAGUCCUUCCGAUGAGGAGGCGAAAGCGAUUGUUGCAGAGCUUCGGGAGUCGUUGUAA